Molecule: messenger RNA, 966 nt
Organism: Aspergillus aculeatinus CBS 121060
Lineage: Eukaryota; Fungi; Ascomycota; Eurotiomycetes; Eurotiales; Aspergillaceae
Product: RTA1 domain-containing protein
Exons: 3
Coding region: 1-966 (321 amino acids)
Cellular component (GO): plasma membrane; fungal-type vacuole
Source: RefSeq, a predicted model, not a curated record
AUGAGUAACUCAACCGAUCCUUCCGACUAUUGCACUUUGGAAAUCUGCCCCAUCACAGAGGCCUACGUUUACUAUGUCCCAUCAUUGGCCGGCAAUGCUUUCUACUUGGCUUUAUUCGCCGUGCUACUGGGCGCUCAACUGAUCCUGGCCGUGCGCUACCGGACGUGGGGCUACUUAGCCGGGCUGUUUGGCGGCCUCGUCCUCGAGAUUAUCGGGUAUAUCGGACGUAUUCAAUUGCAUUCCAACCUGUUCCGCUUCAACCCAUACCUUGAAUACCUGAUCUGCCUCACCAUCGGCCCGGCCUUCCUCAGCGCGUCCAUCUACAUCUGCCUGGGCUGUAUCGUGAAAGUCUACGGAGAGAGCAUCUCUCGCCUUCGCCCAAAGACGUACACGAUUGUCUUUGUGGCUUGCGACUUGAUAUCGCUGAUCUUACAGGCAGCAGGCGGAGCCAUUACCUCAGUCGCAGAUGCCGAUCAGUACGAUCUCGCCCAGGAUGGCAUCAACAUCAUGAUAGCCGGGCUUGCUAGCCAGGUGGCUUCUCUCGCCCUCUUCAUGGCCAUCUGUCUCGACUAUGCGUGGCGGGUGUACAAGAACCCGGAUGACCUGAGUUCCGAGACGUGUAUGCGUGGUCUUCGCCAUAGCAUUAGAUGGAAGGCCUUCCUGGCGGGGCUGGCUCUUGCCACUGUAACCAUCUUUGUGCGAUCGGUAUUCCGAGUCGCCGAGCUGAAAGGGGGAUUUCAUAGUUCGUUGGCCAAUAACGAAGUGCUCUUUAUGACUUUGGAGGGGGCAAUGAUUGCUAUCGCAGUUAUCUCUCUGACCGUGCUCCAUCCAGGCUUCUGCUUCGAUGGCCUUUGGAAUCAGACCAGAUGGUCUUUUCGUCAGUCUAGAGACAGUGAGAUGCAAUUGAUUGAGGUUAAUGCUGGACACGAGGCGAAGGCUCAGCGGGCUGACUCGGGUAUGAGUUGA